Electrophorus electricus (electric eel) is the source of this 3423-nucleotide messenger RNA. NCBI's taxonomy places the organism in Eukaryota, Metazoa, Chordata, Actinopteri, Gymnotiformes, Gymnotidae. The record is from RefSeq and is a predicted model, not a curated record.
AUGUCUGAGUCUCUGGAGAGGGCCGUACCGCUGCUCCAGCUGCAGGAGGUGGACUCCAGCAGGGCCGGACCGGGUCACGUGCUCUCGCCCGCCUUUGACUCCUCCCCACCCCCCGCCCUGCCAGUGGAGAGCCACCCCAUCUGCAUUCCCUCACCCUACACGGACAUCAGCCACGACUUCACUGCGCUGCCUUUCUACAACUCCACCCUGCUGGGCUACGGCGGGCCGCCUCUCUCAGAGUGCCCUCCCGUGCGCCAGUCACUGAGCCCCGGCCUGUUCUGGCCCUCCCACGGCCACGCGGCAUCGCUGGCUCUGCACCGGUCGCGCUCGCACGCCCCACAGAACCAGCUCAGCGGCGGGGCCUGGCAGGAACCCCUGCCGCGCGACUGCGCACCCGAGGAGAACAGCAAACCCAUGGGGAAGUGGUCAGUGGAGUGUGAGGAGGCUUUCAGCUCCGCAGAGAGCAAAACGGAUACGCACUUCUGCGCUGUCUGCAGUGACUACGCCUCUGGCUACCACUACGGAGUCUGGUCCUGUGAGGGCUGCAAAGCCUUCUUCAAGAGAAGCAUCCAAGGACAUAAUGACUACAUCUGCCCAGCAACCAACCAGUGCACCAUCGAUAAGAACCGGCGCAAAAGCUGCCAGGCCUGCAGGCUCCGCAAGUGUUACGAAGUGGGAAUGAUGAAAUGUGGCAUGCGUCGAGACCGUGGCACCUACGGCCGCGCAGGCUCCCAGCCCAGGAGGGUGGCCCGUUUCCCCGCCAGGGGCAUUGCAGGCAGCCACAGAGCACCAGAGCGGAGAGGCUCGCCUGCCACCAGGGUGAAGGAGGUCACCGCCGUGGCGAUGAGCCCUGAGGAGCUGAUAGGCCGGAUAAUGGAGGCGGAGCCACCGGAGAUCUAUCUGAUGAAGGACGUGAAGAAGCCCUUCACCGAGGCCAACGUCAUGAUGUCCCUUACCAACCUGGCGGACAAGGAGCUUGUGCACAUGAUCAGCUGGGCUAAGAAGAUCCCAGGUUUCGUGGAGCUCAGCCUCUUUGACCAGGUCCACUUGCUGGAGUGUUGCUGGCUAGAGGUGCUGAUGCUCGGGCUCAUGUGGAGGUCUGUGAAUCAUCCUGGAAAGCUCAUCUUCUCCCCCGAUCUCAUCCUCAGCAGGGACGAGGGCAGCUGUGUGCAGGGCUUCGUGGAGAUCUUCGACAUGUUGCUGGCGGCCACGUCCCGCUUCAGGGAGCUGAAGUUACAGAGGGAGGAGUACGUCUGCCUCAAGGCCAUGAUUCUCCUCAACUCCAACAUGUGUCUGAGCUCGGACGAGGGGGCGGAGGAACCUGCGAGCAAGGCCAGGCUGAUGCAGUUGCUGGACUCGGUGACGGAUGCUCUGGUGUGGUCCAUCUCGAAGACAGGCCUUAGCUUUCAGCAGUGCUCCACCCGCCUGGCCCAUCUGCUUAUGCUGCUCUCCCACAUCCGCCACGUCAGCAACAAGGGCAUGGACCACCUCCACUGCAUGAAGAUGAAGAAGAUGGUGCCCCUCUAUGAUCUGCUGCUGGAAAUGCUCGACGCCCACAUCAUGCACAGCUCGCGCCUGCCGCACGCCGGCCCAGGAGAGCCCAGCGCUCCAAAGAACAGGCCACGAGCUCAGGAGCCCCAUGGCUGCGUUUCCCAGCAGUAGUCCCUGGUGUAGUUCGGCCAAACUGGUAAGGGGAGACCCUGGACACUGGGUGUGGGGUUCACAUCAUUCACAUCGUUCCUCAUCGUUCAGUUCUGAUUUUUAUUUGAUUUUUUUUGUUCUUGCCAGCUUACAUUCAUAAUUGCGAUUCAUCUGUACCUGUCUGUAAUGUGAACACACACGUCCUCUAAAACAGCACACAUGCGCACACUGAUAAGUUUUUGACACGAGUCAUCAGAGUCACAAAAAACAAUCAUAUUUGUGAGAAACUCAUGGCAUUCAACUGGGCAACAUGAACACAAUAUGCACCACGUUUGGCUCUGGAGGACAGCAGAUGAGUUGAGAAGGUGGAAGACAAGGCAGAGGGCUAGCUUCUGCUGGUUCCUGCUCGGUUUUGUGGUGUUACCACUCUGCUGGUGCUGAAUUCCAACCUGACCAUUCUUUUUCAUAUCACAUGGCCACGAAUCUGACACAAAUCCAGUCUAAGACCAUACACGUAAGUGACUGAUGUAAAAAGAUAGGAUUUGUGUGUCUGCACAGCCCUGAAAAGUAAGAUCUGUGUCACAUUAAGGCAAAAAAAUCAGAUCCGAGUCACUUUUUGGUUGAUAAUGUGAUUGUAGCCUACAAUACUGAAUGUUCCAAAUGUUUUGGGUUUGGGUUUUUUUGUUUUUUUUUGUGAAGCCUCUCAAAGUAGCAAUAAUAAUGCAAUGUCAUUGCAUGAAUGUAUCAAAUAAAUUAUCAGGCAAAUUAUUAUACCAAAGGACCAUGAUGAAAACAGCACACAUUAAGGCAAACCCCCAAAGGGCUUUCAGUCAUGCCAUCUGGGGACUUGUAUAAUUAAUGGACCUGCUGCCUCUCCGAUGUUGCCACCACAGCCAUUACUGCUAGAUAGAUGUAGAUGCAUACAAGCCUGAACUCAUUUGUAUCUAGAAUUGCUUAAUAAUAGAAUGAACAGAAAUAGGUAAUAUAUCCAUUAACAGUAGAUACGGCAGUACACCUGACUGUAAUUAAUAUAAUACCUGCACUGUUGGCCUGAUCAGCUUUAGGUUUACAGUGUCAGCUGUGCGUCCAUACACCUAGCCUGGUGUGUAGUACACACAUCUGUUAAAGUAAACUGGGCUGGACAGGUGUGCUGGUCUGUGUCUGAGUGGUGGGCUGAUUCUACAGCUCCUCAGUCUAUACUGGGUGGUGUCUUUUUAGGGUCAGACAAUGCUUUGGGUCAUUUUGCAUGCUAUUUAUGCAUCUCGUGGUCGAUUUUGGCCAGGGUAUCAAUGUUUUUUCACGUUUUCUUUGCUUUUGAACACAUUGUUAACAUGUCUACCUAUGGUAAAUAGAACUAAGUAGAUUGUUUUGUUUGUUUAUAACACUUUAAAGAAUUAUUCACCCUUAGUAAAGAUGAGAAAGACAGACUAUUAAAAAUCUUUGUUGUUUAUCAGACCGAUCUUGUAGAGUGAACAAAGAAAUUUAACCUUCCAGUGCAGUAAAAUUAUUAACAAAUGAAUAAAGUCCAAAAACACAAUUGCGCAGCCCAAAGAUGAACAAAAUCUAAUUGCUUUUCUCAUAUCCAUUUGAUAUUUACUUUUGUAAGCACACCUUUAGGAACUUUGAAAGGUUUUUUUAUUUUAUUUUUAUUUUUUUUUUACAUGAGUGAGGUAACACAUGCCAAACAAAGUUAGUCAGAAGAUAAAAUACAACAAAUUAAAUGAGACAAUAUUUUUGACCUUUACCUUCCUUUGGUAUGGCUUUAAAAUAAAUUCUCCUCCG